CUGUUGAACCGAGAGGGGCCCUAGGAGGGAUACUUGCGCCCUCUCCUUGGUUCGUCCUUCCCCAUUUUUUCCUGGUUGUCCCAGGACCUAAAGACCUGGUGCAUCCUUUUAUCGUAUUUUCCAGUUUCAAAAAAAUAAUGCUCAUUUGCGCGCUGCCCCCAUCCCCAGGACGCACACUUAGGUGAAUCUGCUCCCCUCAGGUUCCAACUUUCUAGAGAACCUCUUUAGACUACAGUACCCUAUCCAGUUCUCAGCUGUUCCCAGAAGAUGCGCCCCCCACCCCGGCCGGGGGGUCCUCACGUACCCCACUGCUAGACGGCCUUCGAAGGCUCACACCUCUUCUUCCACAGCCCAUUCUCUAGCUGGUUUCACCGACGUGGCAGCAGGAAAACUCAUCCCCAACACUUUUUUUUUUUUAAGUUCAGACACCCAUUGACUGGGCUCUACUCGGAAAGGGCAGGGGAUGGGGGUGGGGGACUGGUUCCCUCCCCUUGGUACUGUGGCUUUCGCUUUCACUUCCUCGUCGGAGAGUCGACAGAUCUCUGGGGCUAAGUGGUCAUGGCGUUACUGGAUCUGUGCGGGGCUACUCGGGGGCAGCGGCCCGAGUGGGCUGCCCCGGAUGCGGGAAGCGAGUGUCGCUCGGACCCGGGACACUACAGUUUCUCUGUGCAAGCUCCGGAGCUCGCACUUCCCAGGGGAAUGCAGCCCACUGCGUUCCUGAGGUCCUUUGGUAGCGACCAGGAAAGGAAUGUUCAAAUUGAGAUGGCCCACGGCACAACCACACUAGCCUUCAAGUUCCAGCAUGGCGUCAUCGUGGCUGUGGACUCCAGAGCCACUGCAGGGAGUUAUAUUGCCACCUUAAGGGUGAACAAGGUGAUCGAGAUUAACCCUUACCUGCUUGGCACCAUGUCCGGUUGUGCGGCCGACUGUCAGUACUGGGAGAGGCUCUUGGCUAAGGAAUGCAGGCUGUACUAUCUGCGGAAUGGGGAACGCAUCUCCGUGUCUGCAGCCUCCAAGCUGCUAUCCAACAUGAUGCUGCAGUACCGGGGUAUGGGCCUCUCCAUGGGCAGCAUGAUCUGUGGCUGGGAUAAGAAGGGACCAGGACUUUACUACGUAGAUGACAGAGGGACUCGGCAUUCGGGACAGAUGUUUUCCACUGGCAGUGGGAACACGUACGCCUACGGGGUGAUGGACAGUGGUUACCGGCAGGACCUCAGUCCUGAAGAGGCCUACGACCUGGCCCGCAGAGCUAUUGUUUAUGCUACUCACAGAGACAACUAUUCUGGAGGAGUUGUCAACAUGUACCACAUGAAGGAAGACGGUUGGGUAAAAGUGGAGAGUUCCGAUGUCAGUGAUCUGCUGCACAAAUACCGAGAGACCGUUCAGUGAUGGCUGCCGGGCAGGCCUCCCCAGGCACUGGCGGCACUGGCUGGCAGACUCAGGGACCUGGGUCUACUUUGGUCUUAGAAGAAAGAAGGGCCCAACCUGGGCUGGAGAGAAAGCUCUGAGGCUAUUGGAGACAGCCAUGUUUACCCUCUCACUCAGCACCAUAUUCACGGAUACCUUCUAAGUACAAUAAAAGAAAACGAUUACACACA
Messenger RNA from Grammomys surdaster, 1598 nucleotides. RefSeq names its product proteasome subunit beta 8 (gene Psmb8). The record is from RefSeq and is a predicted model, not a curated record. Gene Ontology annotation, cellular component: proteasome core complex. Gene Ontology annotation, molecular function: threonine-type endopeptidase activity. The transcript is spliced from 6 exons. The coding region runs from base 559 to 1389 and encodes 276 amino acids. NCBI's taxonomy places the organism in Eukaryota, Metazoa, Chordata, Mammalia, Rodentia, Muridae.